Molecule: messenger RNA, 3003 nt
Organism: Nematostella vectensis (starlet sea anemone)
Lineage: Eukaryota; Metazoa; Cnidaria; Anthozoa; Actiniaria; Edwardsiidae
Exons: 4
Coding region: 572-1744 (390 amino acids)
Source: RefSeq, a predicted model, not a curated record
CCACCUUGUGUGUACAAUUCUUGACGUCAGCAACCAAUAAAAAUUUUCAUUUUCAAAAACAUGAACCAAAAAGUCCCUGUAAUCAAUAAGCGCAAAGGCAGUUUGAAAACCAAAUAUCGAUAGCUAUAUUUGAAUAUAAAAGCUUAUGUAUUUUCUGGUUGGAAUCUCUUAAAAUCCAUUUUUAUUGUUCUCAACCAUUUAUAUCAAAAGCAUGUUGAGGAUCAUUCGAAAAAUUAAUUGAUUAGUUAGAUACGAAGAUCUGACACGAAUCAAAACAAGAAAUAUUUAUAUGAUAUCCUCACAAAAAGUCCAUCGCCAAUAAAAAAAUUCGUAUUGAAAAUUUGCUCGAGUACAACGUUUUUACAACUAUAUAUAGCAGAAAAGGCUCGAACUAUCUAGAACUUAGGAAUCCAAUAAAGUGCAGGUGAAACUCUGUAAAACAUUUCCCCCGUUGCGCCUUCUUGAGAAGGACGACUUGUUUUUCUUUAUACAAUCCAUUAAAAAAUUGUUUGCUGAAGUUCAUGGUACAAGGUUUGUACGGUUUCCCGUUUAAAGGGUGAAUCUCCAACAAAUGCGUGCUCUGCUCUUGGUGAUCUGUCUCCUAUCUACGGAGCACGUGACCUGUCAAUAUUGUCCCCAAGGAACGUGCUACGCUGGGAGUUUGUCUAAGGACCACGUGACCGAGGGCCGUUAUCUGUGGGGGGCCUCGUACCGGAAUCUGAGCUCAGUGGCGGGUCCUCAGACGUGUCACUCGGCGUGUGUCGGCGACUGUCGGUGUCGAGCGUUCCAGAUCUCGGGAAAGCGAUGCGAGUUGCUUGCGGAAGACAAGGACUCCCUGCCGAGUACAAGAUUUCUACACGAAGCAAGCUAUCACUACUAUGAUCUUAAACAGAGGAUCGUUAAGAACUCGCACUUCAGCCCCUGUAGAAAUGGUUGUUGUAUGAGUGAGCUUUGUAGAAACGGAGGGACAUGCACGGAGCAUUGUGAAGAUCCCAAGAAGAAGUUCUCGUGCACUUGCCCGUCCACGUGCACCGGGAAAAGAUGUGAGAAAUGUGGAAUCUACAAGUCAUGCCGCGACCACCUCAUCGCCUACCGCCAGCUCGGCCAGGAGAUAUCUGAUGGUGUUUACAAAAUACAGACUGGUUACCUGAUAUUUCCUGUCUACUGUGUAUUUGAAGCUACCAGAGUCUGGACUCUGCUGGAAUCAUUCGCUUUUGAAUACAAGCUUGAUUUUGCCAAGAAAACCUUUCUAGAAGCAGACAACACUAUGUUCAAUGAAGACACCCCGAACUGGAUUAGGUACAGGCUAUCCCACUCACGCAUGAGUCAUGUGCGUAUUGACGCCACGAUGUUCAAAGCCACGUGUGCCUACGACCAAAAGACCACCAUUUCUGGAUGGCCACGUGACCAACUGAUCGCGCGAUUGUCUGAAUAUGACGUUAUGACCCCAGGUGUUUACGGUCAAUGUGUGAAUGUGGAAUCAGUUAUUAUAAGAAAUCAGUCUUGUUCCGGUUGUACGGUCGGUAUUUAUCAAGCUCAAAACUCGGUUCAUAUAUGUCUAGACACGACACAUCAUUCAUGUUCAUUUAAUCCCACGGGAGCGGUAGAAAGUGAAGACAGUUUCGGAUUUUAUGGUUUUACUAACCCUGAAUCGACGUGCUGCUCUAGUCAAGAAGCCACAACACAAUGGUGGCUUGGUCAUGAACUCACCAAUGCGAAAGUGUCACCAGCUGACCUUGGAUAGAAAGUCAUAAAUAUUGCACAAGACUUGACUAAGUUAUCUACUCAGCGUCACCAGUUGAUAUGAAGUCAACAAUGAAGAAGGACUUAACUGAAUAGGUGCGUAGCCAGGGGGCCAGCCCUCCCCCCCCCAGCCCAAAUUCCAGCAUUUCCAGCAGCCAAAAAUAUAGUAAAUGUAUGAAAUAAUGAUUAAAAUACAGAAGAAAAUGUCUGAUAUGGGCCAUUCUGUUAAAAAUUCUGGCUACGCCCCUUCUGGACUAUUUACCAAGUGUCACAAGUGGUGGCUUGGAUAUGAAGUUAUCACUAAUGCAUAAGGAAUUGACUGAAUUAUCUACACAGUGUAACCAUUGUUUGCUCAGAUAUAAAGUAAGCAAAAUAUAUAAGGACUUGACAGAACUAUCUACGAAGUGUCACCAUUAGUUGUUUGGUUAUGAAGUCAUUACUAAAGCAAAAGGAUUUGACUAAAUUAUCUACUUAAUGUCACCAUUGGUGGCUUUGUUAUAAAAAAGAACACAGCACAUUCUAUGAUUAUCGACAACGUCACCAGUUUACUUUAGUCAAUUACGUAAUAAUCUCUGAUAAUCUCCGAUUAUGGAAAAAGCGCUGUGUCUAUUGGAAGAUUCUUUAAGGAUGUGACUGAUAGUUUAGAGCGUAUUGCCUGUUAAGAUUCUUUUGUCUCUUGUGGAUACGUCAGGCAUCCGGAAGUAAAUUGGUACGAUUCCUGAUAUCGAUCAAUGGCUGUCGUUUCUCUAAAUAGUCUAAAAGAGCCUGGGGCGAGCGCGACAUUCUAAAACGUUAUGGACUAGGCUCCAUUUCCAAGAUAGCUGCCAGCAAAAUCGUAGUAAAUACGAAUUUCUGCAAGUUUACAUUGAAAAUCUCAAGUUAGAAUAACCAUUGUUUUUAAAACAAGAUUGACUGAUAUAUUAUAUAUAUGUUAACCACAUUGUAAGUACAAAGUUUGUAUAUAAUUCAAGUAGUUCAAGAGCCUCGUCUAAGAAGAAAACUAUGAAUAAGCGCCUCCACCUCCCCCCCGAAUAAGCGCCUCGCCUAAGCGUUUUGCACCGACGACUAGAGGGACUAGGUUGGAGGGUAAUGAUCUGCCCCGGGGGAUCUGCCACAGCAUUUUAUUAUUGAAAGCUUGUAUUGUUAUGGCUCUGGGUGGAUUUACUCCUUGCCCGUUGUAUAAAAAAGAGUAUUGUAUUGUAUAUUGCACUGUAAACCAAACGGUUUCUCAAUAACUCAAUAAAGCAACAAUUAAAACCA